CAAAAUCCAGGCAUUCUUAGUCGUGUUGGAUGCACGAUUCACGAUUGCGCGAGCCGCGAGUAUUAUUUCCGCUGGCAACCCAGGUCGGCGUGGGUCUCGGUGCAUAAUAGUUAGCGUGGGUCGAAUGUUUUAUUUUAAGUAUUUACAUGAAUCUUCAUCGAAAAUUAUUGUAAGAGAGGUGUCACAAAAUAAGUAAUCGCAGUAUGGUAAGCGGUUGGUCUAGGCGGCUGUAUUCAGUUUAAACGUACGGCAUACACACUUUGAAAAUGUCGCAGCAGUACAGUUUGCGCUGGAACAAUCACCAGCCGAACUUUAUAUCGAUGUUCACGACUCUGCUAAACACCCAGACCCUGGUAGACGUGACCCUCGCUGCGGAAGGAAAGCAUCUUCAAGCCCACAAAGUUGUCCUGUCAGCUUGCAGCACAUAUUUUCAGUCACUGUUCGUGGAGAAUCCGUCGCGCCAUCCGAUCGUGAUCCUCAAAGAUGUUACCUUCGCCGACCUGCGUACUAUGGUAGAUUUUAUGUACUAUGGUGAAGUCAAUGUAACUGAGGAACAGUUGCCACAGGUGCUGGACACCGCGAAGCUGCUUAAAAUUAAGGGUCUGACUGAGAUGCCAGAUUCGACAUCGCUGACAAGAUCACAGGGUACAUCUGCUGAUUUCCAGUCGCCAGGAGAGUCCGUCGAUUCGCAGAGGCACUCCGCCUCUCCCACCACAUCGCCGUCUAAUAAAAGGAAACGUUUCGUGCGCAGGAAGAGUUCGACCGGCUCCACGUCGCUCAACAUGGUGAUCGGCGAGGACGCGCGGCCCGAGGACGUGCACAACUUGGAGAUGAUGCGCGCCGGCGAGAGCAUCACGCUCAGCAGCGUGCCGCAACAGCGCCGCCGCGACUUCGACGACAGGCCGCUAGAUGGCGGACAACCGAAUGCCGAAGCUCAGAACUUGAACGUGGAACCGGUGGGAAUGGAACCGAAUGCGUCCGGUAUGCCCCAAGUGUCAGCAGAGUGCGGCGCGCCGUCUGGCCUGAAGAUUCGGCGGUCGAAACACUUCAAGCGUCAGAACCGCGUGCCGGACGAGCGCGAGGUGCGCAAGCAGUGCUCCGAGCCGUCCGCGCCGCACGCGCCGCCGCCCACGCUGCAGAAACACGAGUCCUACCCGCAGUACGCCGCUGCCAAGAGUCGCCGACCGAAGCUCCCUGACCGGGAAGUGGGUUCGUUGUUGAUCCGCGCGGUGACUGUGAUCGACCGGCAGGCGUCGGCCGCGUCGACGGCGUCGUUCGACAGCGACACGACGGCGACACAGCGCGCGAGCCACACGCCCGCCGUGCGCUCCGGCCCGCCACUCAGCUGCAACUUCUGCUGGAACACGGUUGAUGAGUGCGGCAGGAUAUUGCGCAGGAAGACCCAGUACCACUGCCCGGAGUGCCGCACGAAUCUGUGCAUCGUGCCAUGCUUCCACGAGUACCACGAGGGCCCCGAGGACGCCGCCGCCAACGCGAGGUGAACCGCACGCCAGGGACCAUGUGUUAGUUAAAUAGCAGGUUAGUUGCGUUCCACUGUUCGUGUCUGCAUAGACGGAAUAAGAUGACGAUUCGGGAUGUUUGGGUGAUAUAUAUUAUGUCUUGGAAUUAUAAGUGAUUGGAGGUUGAUUAGGUAAUUUAUCUAUAUUGUAGAGUUUUCUAGCAACCAAAUAAAUUUACAUUGACGCGUUUGUGAUUCUGAGAUGGGUUAACACGAGAAAGGCUUUAUCGAUUUCAUUUUGAAGGGAUAAACUCCUGUUAAUUUGUUUUUGUGUGAACUUGCGAUAUGCUGAUAGUGUUAAAAUUGUUUUGAAGAUAAAUAAUAAAAAUAUAUAUGGUUUUGGUUAUUAUUGUUGCUUAAUUGCGCCUUAAAGUAAAAGUAAGAUUAUAUAAAUGUGUAUUGUAUUUUGUGAUAUUUUUUAUCAUAUUGACCAGGAAGCGUAUAUACCUUAUAUUAUACCUUAUAUUAGAAAGCGAAUUUAUAUCCAGACGUAUAAUUACAUUAAUAUGUUGCAGUGAAAUGUCGAUGCACGUGUAAUCGGGUUGAGUAGCCGAGGCGCGUGGAAUAUCUUUAGUUUUAUGUGAAAGCCAACAUCUCCGUUAUCGCCCGCUAUGUCCGCACGGAUGGGACUGAACGCAGCUAACUGCACGUUUAUUUAUCGUGAUAUCAAAUUUAUAUUAAGGUUUCCGUGGCCAUGGAUGUUUAUUAAAAUUGUUUUAUCUCUCGUGUCAAAGCCUAGGGGCGUUCUUGCAUUUCAUGUGGUGCGAACGACAUUAUGUCGAAAUAUCAUAUCGAAUGACGAUAGUAGCUUGAGCAAUAUUGUCGAAGUUUAACGUGUUUGUACACGUUUUUUUAUUAUUAAUAUACUAUCUAAUUGUCUGUGUGUUGUAAAUAAUAUGUAAAUAGUUGUCUCGAACUUCAAUGAAAUUGAUGUUCGGCUUGGUCCAUGAUUUUGUAUAGAGAUAUAUUUUUGUAUAUUUAAGCUAAUGAUCUAUUAUAAUGUCUACGCAUUUCUGGCGCAAUUGGUGUUUUUUGACAACGUCCAUUUACGUUUCUCAGUGGACGUCAUAACACGUCACAGGAGUAAAAAGUAUCGUGAACAUUUUUUUUAUUUUGUUUAAUUAUAUAAAAAGAAGUUAUGUUGUGGCGUUUUUAAUUUUAUUUAUAAGUGUUGACAUAAUCAUUUGAUUUAGAUUCUGUGUUGAAAUUUAUUCAGAAGUUAUUUUUUUUUAACAUGAAUGGACAUGUCAUGAUAAUUUAAAGAUAUGUAUAGCCGCGAUUGUCUAUUUUAAAACAAAACGUCUACUAUAUAUUACUAAUAUCAAUCUAUUAUCCUACUUAUACAUAUGUAGUUACCUAUGUGAGUGAUAACAUGACUUCGAGAUAGGGUUGCCAUCAGAGAGAAAAUGUAUAUAAUAAUACAAAAUGUACACUUGUAGUAUUUUAAGACUGUUCGAAUUUAGGACGUAUUUACUACAGAGUUGGGGAGAAGGAGACACAUUGGUACACAUAACAUAUAUAUUUAAAAAUCAUAAAAAAUGUCCGCUCUAUAUUUUUUCUCUUAUAGCUGACCCGACAGACGUUGUCCUGUCUCAACUAUGUAUGCAUGCGCGCAUUCUGCCGAUCACUGACAGUUCUUUCAAACCACUGACAGUUAUGUAAAAUUAAUAUUGUCGUUAAGUUUUCUUAAAUUUUCUAAUUUUCCGCAUAAUUUUUUUAAAUUUUUUCUUUCAUAAGAACCUUCUCCUGACAAACACAACAAAAAAAAUUUUGUAAAACGGUCCAGCUGUUCACGCGUGAUGGCGUGACUAAGGGAAAUAGGGAUUCAUAUUUAUAUAUAUAGAUUCACAUAUGCCACAUGUUUAUGAAUGAUUUUUAUUAAUAAUCCAAUGUGCCCCCAUCUCCCUUAUAUUAUUCUUAAAUUCGGCCAUGCGUUGACUGUUUCUCUAAUGUUAAUUAUAGACAUGGAUUAUCAAUCGUCCGGUACUAUCGGUUAAAUGAUAAUUGAUCAUUUGCCCCUCAUUGGUACGCUACUGUUUCACUGAUAUAACAAAUCUGGAAUAUACAUGCUGCUAAUAAUCAAGCUUAUGUACUUAUUAAUAAAAUACAUUUUCAUUGGCAAUUUCUACCGAGCCUUGUCGAAUUUAAAAGCUAAAGUGAUUCAAACGAACUGUGGAGCAUAGGCUAUUUAUGGAUUAAAAGUUUAUUAGCGAGAAAUAAAACGUGCAUUUAAAUUAAUUGAGACAUCUUAAAGUAAGAAUUUGAACAUUAAACUAAACGAUUUUUUUUCUGUUUAGCAACAUCGCGAUCAUCUCCUCCCUCAGGGAUUAAAACCUUGGCAAACAAAAAUAUAUAUUUGAUCAUUUAGGAUUUUAUAAAAAAAUAAUUAUAUGUUAUUAGAAAAAUAGCCUUGUGUCCUAUGUCACAAAAUUAUUUUAAAAAGUAGAUUCUUGUGCUUGGUAGCAUGUGUUUCCAGACAUUAUAUAUACUUUUGAUGACAGUCGUUAUAUUUCAAUAGUUUAAUUACCAAAAUUAGUCCAAUCAGUCCAAAAAUGUGUUUAUAAGUAAUUGAAAGCAAUCAAAUAAGUAUUUUUAUGGAAACCAUUUACUAUAGUUUUUCACGAUUUUCUACUCGCUUCAUUAGAAUCACUCCGGGUCAAACCCAUAAGGCACGUUCUACAGCUUUAUCUAAAAGAGCGAGUCUGUGUGCCUUUCGCUCAACUGUAUAGAUCUAUAUAUAUGCAAGUUUUUACUGGCCGUUAACGGCUUUGUUACCUAUAGUGCCCUUUAGAUAUCCUUAGUGUCCCUCGAUUGGGACCAUUCCCCUAAUAAGGAGCUAUUUAAUCCAUUAUAUUAUGUAAGAUAUAAUAUGGAUGGAAAUUUUAAUGAUGAAACAAGAAAAGGGACGUUUUCCAUAAAAGCGUCAACUUUAAUCGUUGAAAUAUAUUUUACAUGUUAUAGUGUUAACGAAAUUAUGAAUUUCUUGAUUGAAAUGUACUUUUAAAGUACCCAGGAUUGUCCUCAUGAAAUUAUAAAAAAUUAUCCAUCUUUGAAAUUUAACAAUUAUUAAAAGUUUCAUAUUCUAUUAGGGAAUGGGUAUGUGAGAUUAAAUUGGCCAUACCUAAAACAAACCUUGGGUUUAAAAUAUUGUUGAUCAAAAUUAUACAGGGUGUUAAUUAUUUUUGUACAUUAAAAAUCUAUAUAUGGUACAAUCAAUAUUUAAAAAUCAUAGUUUUCAAAAGUCUAUCUACUUCCUAAAAUAUAAUAGAUUAUACUUUCUGAAAAACAUUAGGCCAUAAGAUUCAAGAUACUGUUACUAUGAUGAUAAAAGUUUAAAUUCCUAUUUGUACCAGGCUGUGCCAAUUUGAUUCUUAUAUCCGUUGUAAGCGAAAUAAUAUAUCAGAUUUGUCUUUGUUAUAUAGAUAUUACAUUUCUACAUAAAUGAGUGUAAGCAAUAGGUUCAACUAGGUUUAUUUAAACUGUUUUCUCAGUGACUAAUUCUGAUGCAGUCGCUGGGAAAUGAGCUUACGUUAAAAUAUAAAGGGUACCUAUAGCGAAUUAUUGACUAUCGGGAAUAAAAAUGUUAUAACAAUUAUACCUUUGGCUAAUGCACAUAUAUAUAAUGUUGACAUAUCAUAUACAUGGUUACAUUUAAAUGUAUUUACAUUUUUUACUUGUGGGUAGAGUCGUAGCUUCGGGUAUUCUAUUAUAGUCCAGUGAAAUAGGAUUUACCCUCGGAAUGAAGACUGAUGGGGGGAAAAGCGUUGACUCCGUCGAUAAUAUAACAAAAUAUUGCUCAAAAAAUAAAUUAGAAAUUUUUAUGCUCAAUUUCAUAGUAAUUAAUCUUUUUGAUGCAUAAGCAAGAUUUUGGUCAAGUUAAGGGCCCUUUGGACAUUAUUCCGUCGAGUGACUUUUGACCCGAUGCUCGGGCCAAAAAGAUCUACGCUAAUUACCCUGUUGUUGUUCAUUUCGAGUCUUGUUUUCAACCUUAUUUCACUGUUAUUAAAUAUUAUUAUAUUAUUAAAUUGUAGUGAUUUUAAAGUCACGUCUCGUCUAUCAGAUAGUCGACUUAUUGUGCUAUCGAACUUUGUACAUAGGCCUUUUGGACUCAGUCAGUCAAUAUUGAAGAUUUUAUAUAUAAUUAGUAGGUUGUUGUGUUAGCUUUUCGCGAUUUGCCACAACUUGCUGUCUGCCACAAUCUUCGUAUUCAGUUAAAUAGAAUGUGUAUAUUUGUGACCGAAAGGCUAGAAUUCGUGGCUGUACCACUUUUUAUAGUUUUCUUUAGUAGAUUAGACGAGGACAAAUGUAGAUAAUGCCAUCUUUAGAGAUUUUCAUAUAAUGUCAUAGUUAAGAUCUCUGUAUAAAUAAACGGUGUUUUAAGAAACUGUGUCGAAGAAUCGAUAAAUGAGAGAUAUGUGUAUGAAUAUUUUAUAAAGUUGACGGUGAUGCAGCUAAGCGUAAGGCGCAAUGGGCAGGGAAUUUGCUGUGGUCGUUAAGGACUAUAUUCACUAGACAUCGCUGAACGCCUAAGAAAAUUUGAUAACCAUGAUUGUAAGGUUUGAUGCCCAUUUUAUGUUGGAUCAUGUUUUACAGUUUAAAUUUCUGUAGCUUCAAUUCAUCCAUUAAAUUCAGAUACUUUAGAAUUCUCAAACAAUCCCUUAUAUUUCAGGGCCCGUUGCGCCUUCGUUUCUUCUCUAGCCGCGGUGCUGAUUAUUGUACAGUUUUCUAGUGGGAUUUUUCAGUGGAGAAGCUCAGAUAUUAGUAGUUUAUAUCGACGUGAUAUUUAGUAACGUAGUAUGGUUCUAGGACGUGCAAUAACGUUCAAAUAUAUAGUUAAGUGAAGAAUUUUCUGACUAUAUGUAAUUUGUGUAAACGAUUCAAAGUUAUUGUCGUUUCUGUGUUAAUAGUUUAUGAAUUCUCUUUAUAGCUUAACCAUGUGUUGUAAAAAUUACUUGAAUAUGGACUCAAUGAAAUAUACUAUAAAGAAAUACAUCCAUUAGUCGACGCCUAGGUACGUCUUGUGUCGUGGGUAUCACGUUCCCACUACGUCUAAAUGCCAACCUAAUAAUAUAUUCAUGUGAACCAAUAUUUUAUUUGGCUAUGAGGAACGAAUUCGCAGUAUAUUUCAUACAAACGAUUUGUGUUUUUGUAACGUUUAAGCCAUGUGCCAACAAGCGAUGUAAUUUUCAUUUUGUUUCGCUUUUCCGCACUGCACUCGCGUAAUGUAAUCAAUAGGUACAGUCAGUGUAACAUGUUAUUUCUUCAAAUUGUGUCAUUACGCUUAAGAAGCAGUGGUAUACCAUUAUAAUGCAGUAGAUAUUGUAUAAUAAAACACUUAUAGAUGUUGUAAGACUUAAUGGACGUGGAAAAAUGUUUACGUUUUGAGACUGCAGAUGAAGUGACGAAUAGGAUCUUAAAAAGGCCCUUAUUUGUGAAAAUUUUACUAUAAUUUUUAUCAGAAAAGAAAUUUUCUUUAAUUUCUGUCUACGUCCAAACAAUGCAUAUUAAUAUAUUAACGGAAGCACCUUUUUUAAAAAAAAACAAUAGUGCCUAUGACGUAUUAUAAUAUAUUGACGCCGUGAUACAUAUGCGCUCACCUUGGUUUACAAUAGGUGCAUAAAAGAUGAACGUAAACGUUGUACUUCAUUAUAGCGGAAGACUGGUUUAUAUAUCUCGCGUUAGAAAAAAAUCGUCAAUGUGCAUGCACCCUUAUAUAAACUAAACAUUUUUUGGCAACGCUCAGUUAUUAGUGAUGUCAUCGUCACUGACUGUAAGAGGUUACUGUCUUAUGUACUAUUUUUAUGAGACCAAUAAUGACGCUGGUUAGUAAGGCAAGCCACUAACAUUUUUGUAUGCAAUUAAAUAAGAUGAUUGGUGCAAAUGGCUUUACCAAGCACCACUUAUCAGUCAUUUUAUUCAAAUGGGCUUCAUGACACCGCACUCCUCUAGUCGCCGCGAGAUGUUAGUUGUGGAUAUCAAAAUGAACAGAAAAAUACAGUGGAAUUUACCAAAACAUUUAUGUGGCUGCUUACUUAGCCAAACACACUUGAACAUACAAAAACAUGUCAGACUAUCAUCUAAGGCUCCAUUUUAACAAUGUUUGAGUAAACGCUUAUCGUCAUGGAUAAUAUAGUGCGCCUAAAUACAAAAGUCGAACUCCCAAAUCAAUGGUGAACAAAAUAGUAUAUGCAUUAAUUGUCGGAUAAAACUUACUAGAACAUAUAAAACAGUCUCUUAGACAAAUAGUAAAGUUUUCCAAGAAACAUCAUAAAAUGGUAUAUUGUCAAUCAAUUCUUUCAAUUUUUUUUAUAUUGGCAUUGUGUAAAUGGUUCUCAAUUUAAGGUGGGUAUUACAUUUGUAAAUUUUUCUCACAAAAGUCGCGAAAAUUGAACGUUUUUCGCUUAUAUGGUUGGGAAGUUUUAGUAAAUAUAUAUUUUUUCGUAACUUACACUUCUAAAACUAAUAAAUGUAAUGCCCGCCAAAGUGAAAGCUAUAGCUCUGUAUUCAUAUGAACAGCAAGCGUGAGAAUCUGUCUCACCCGAGGCUGCUCAAUCGGUCGCAUGGCAAGUCGUAUUGGUCGUUUACCUUAAGCCGAGGCUCGCCUGGAUAUAAAGCUUGUGUUGGUGCUGAGGCUGCUCCUCUGAAUACUAGCGACGCUGGCUGUGUUGUGGUCGCUCUUUGUAGUUUAUACGGGAUACUCGAAGUGAUAGAUUUGAAAGGAAAUUGAAGUUAUCGAUAUGGAAACAUUUUUAUCGUUUAAAUAAAUCUCUCAUUUUGUA
This is a messenger RNA of Manduca sexta (tobacco hornworm), 8298 nucleotides long. Its product is annotated as protein bric-a-brac 2. Gene Ontology annotation, molecular function: protein binding; DNA binding. Gene Ontology annotation, biological process: regulation of transcription by RNA polymerase II. The record is from RefSeq and is a predicted model, not a curated record. Gene Ontology annotation, cellular component: nucleus. Bases 267 to 1502 code for a protein of 411 amino acids. The transcript is spliced from 10 exons. NCBI's taxonomy places the organism in Eukaryota, Metazoa, Arthropoda, Insecta, Lepidoptera, Sphingidae.